Molecule: messenger RNA, 1322 nt
Organism: Mytilus trossulus (common blue mussel)
Lineage: Eukaryota; Metazoa; Mollusca; Bivalvia; Mytilida; Mytilidae
Exons: 5
Coding region: 180-875 (231 amino acids)
Source: RefSeq, a predicted model, not a curated record
UUCCACACAUACUUUGAGAAAGUUUAUUCAGUUAUAUACCAUUGAACUACGCAAUUUGUAUACAGUCGAGUUAUCUUUAGAUUUAACAGCUGAAACAAUUACUUUAUCAUCACUGACUGAUAUAUCGCAGCUUCCAAAAUACAUAAAAUAGGUAAACAACCUGUUCGAGCAUCGUCAAAAUGGAGUCUUACAUAUUUCUUGUGUCUGUUCUGUGUUUAUUGGUAGUAAAAGUACACUGUAGAUGUUACAAACUUGAGGAGCCUCAAAAUCAGUAUCUCACUUAUGAAAGUUCUGGCAUCGAUUUUACUGAAAGCUCUAACUUUCAGUUAUCUUUCAAAACAACUAAAGCGAAUAGCUUGUUGUACUACUCUGAAAGCGAGUAUCGAGACGAUGAUGCACCUUUAGAUUAUGAAGGGUUGUACAUAUAUGAAGGGAUCCUUCAUUACUUUAUAUUCAAUCCAACUAUAUAUGGUGGAGGAUUUUCUAGAGGGGCUCAUGUCAAAACUGAUAAAGAAGUUAAUAACGGAACAUGGAUCACAGUUGAAUUCUUUAGAAAUAAAGAAGGACAAGUGCCAGGUGCAUUCUCUGAUAGUGACCCCAUUACGAUGAACCAAACUGGUAUCAUUAUAAAUGGCGACAAGUUUGUAUUUGAUGGAACCAUUGACACAAUGGAUGUAGCUAAUCAGAAAUUAUAUAUUGGUGGUCAUUCAGAGUUGGCUGUCCGGAUUGAUAAACAGGGCAAACUUGGAGGUUUCGAUGGCUUCAUAGACAUGUUUAAAGACUUGAAGUCCAACACAGAACUCGAUCCUAUGGAACCAGGAAAACUCUUCGAAUCGAAAGAAUGUGAUAGAAAUUCACCUCUUCCAAUUUCCUAAGAUAUAACUGUUUUCAGUCACGGAGAUGGCUGAAUUUAGAUUCACAAUUCAGUUUAUAAAGUUAAUGUUACAUGUAUAUACUAACUGUGAGAUAUAUGGUUAAACAUCAACAUUGUAAAGAUUGUGUAGGGAAAUCAAAACUUUGACAAAGGGAACAAAAACCUGCCUUAAAAUUUUAGUUGGGAACCUUCCUGGAUUAUCUUUUCAAAAUAAACGUGUUAACAAAAAGAAAAUUAAUGGUAACCAUAAUUGGUUUGUGUUGAUUUUUCAGAGAGAAAGUUGAAUUUCAGUAAUAUGCAAAUUAGUACAAAAAAGAUAUCUGUUACACGUCAAUGGAAUCUGUCAUAUUAUGAAAAGGAAAAAGAAAGAAAAGAAAAAAAAACUACAAGAAAACAACAGCUCCCCAUACUAAGUGCAGACAGACACGAAUUUGAGCAAUGCCCACAG